Messenger RNA from Paraglomus occultum, 2751 nucleotides. Lineage: Eukaryota; Fungi; Glomeromycota; Glomeromycetes; Paraglomerales; Paraglomeraceae. The record is from the annotation of a GenBank genome assembly.
AUGGCGAAGAGAGCACUUAUUACGUGUCUCCUCAUCGCGGAAAUAACUACGGCUGUUUCUGGGUGUGGCAUGAGCGUUCACAACGAAGUUACCGUGCGCGCACUGUCAAGUUUUAGUCCAGCAAUUACAGAAUAUGAAAAAUACUCCAACUUUAUACGAGAGUACCCGACAUUCGUACAGACCGGUUCAUUCUUUCCUGACUGGGGAUAUGACUGUCUGGAAAAUCCUGAACAGUCAGAAGCAGCACACUGGCCGGAAUUUUUACGUGCGGGCGUCAAUUACAUACGAGAAAGGUACCCUAUACCAUGGACCGAUGAACAGACAGCGCAGUCGAUAAUUGCAUUCCUCUUUGCGAUCACCUCUCAUGAUGUAGCUGACGUCUCGUGGCAUAGUCUUAGGAUGCGCAAUGGAUUUAUUAGAGUUAUGGCUGAUAUUAACUUCGGAGGCGACUACGCAAAGGCACACACAGUAGCUGAUAAUGGAGGAGAAUUUACGCUUUCACAUAUGUCCAAGUUGGACUAUUUAUUGGAUAUUUGGGAGGCGCCAUUGUCAGAUAUCAAAGAGAUAUACGCCAAGAUGGGUUUACAAGCGCGUCCAGAGGAGAUGAGUUAUUGCAUUCAAAAGGCAUUUACGGCUCAACAGGCUAACAAGAGACUCGGCAAACACUUUUUCGCUGUGUAUGGCCAACAGUCCCCGUUUUUAAUCGAACAAUUCACGUCAUAUUACCGUGGCGGACUCAACGAAAUGGCCGCAAACACACACGAAUGCUGGUACGCUCUUGCUAAAUGGCUCGAGGAAGGAGCCAAUGAGUUCUUUCCGUGUAGGGUUUUUGCACAGUAUUCGACUAUUGAUCAGGCUGAGCGACGUAGAUUAAGCGAAAAGGCCAGAGCCAGAAAAGAUGACGAGAAUGAACAGACCGACACGCACACCUCAGAUGACGAAUAUAUCGACUUUGGAAAGAUAAUGAGAACAGACGCUGCAGAAAUGUUAGACGUAAUCGGGUUGCGAGUGAAGAGUAGUAUGGACGAGAGAGGAGUUGCGAGAUUUUACUUGGAAGACAGGAGAAAUAGGACUACAGACGAGAUCACGGAUAUAACCGAGGACGAGCUUGAAAAAAUACACACUAUCAUAAGACGGGCCAUCAUUGGAAACAAAUCGCAUUCUAAUAGUAGAGAUCAACGGCCGUUGUCCCUUUCGGUUCAAACCUCGCCUUUUCAAACUUCCGUGUCCGUGUCUCCUGAAUCCCCAUCAAAUACAACUGGAUUGCCUGCCAUCUGUUAUCCGGUGAAGGAAGCUCGGAAGACAUCCAUAACGUUGGAUAUAUCGCAACCAUAUGCUAGUUUAGGCCAUGCGAUGUGUGUUGGAGAUUUUAAUAACGACGGGUUUAAAGAUUUAGUCUUGACUGCUCCGUACUAUACAUCGCAAUCCUCGGCUGCUCUACAUAUUGGUAGAGUUUUCAUUUUAGACGGCGAGACCUCUCAAUUACGUCGCUCCAAUGUCCACACAACAGCAGACGUCGCUGCAUUAGCCAACCACACACUUACCAAUCCCGAGCAAUCCGCACAGGCACGGUUCGGUUGGUCAUGUGCGGUAGUAGAUUUGAACGGUGACGGAGUAGAUGAUUUGGUCAUAUCAGCUCCAGGAGCUGGUAAUGCGACAGACUGGUCGGAAGAACCAGAACAUACAUAUCAUCCACCUCCCCCAGAUAUCUAUUCUGGCCGCAUAUACGUUUAUUUUGGCCACGCCGGAUCUGGCCUUUCCACCACUCCCAAUAUCACAAUCCAACCUGGAGAUGCUCGUGUUUCAUUGGGACUUAAAAUUGAACAACUCGGCCAAGCCUUGGUUGCUGGGGAUAUUGACGGCGAUGGAAAAAAGGAUUUGAUCAUUGGAUGUCCAUUCUGCAGUCUUCGUAUCCGUGGCGUGACUGAACAGGUCGGUGCCGUGUUCUUCAUUCUCUCAUCGCGCAAUCAUAGUGGCAUUCUUCCACUGUCGGAAGCAGACCAUGUCCUCUUAUCUCCAUUAAAACGAAAACGAGAAUUAUUCGGUUCGGUAAUAGAGCUUGUGAAUCAUGCCGAUUCCGCAAAAGCUACAUUAAUUGUGAGUGCACGGGGAUACGGAAAUAAUAGGAUACCGAUGGCAGGAAAGCUGUAUGGAUAUGAAAUAACCACAAGAGAAAAACAGGGAGAUCAAAUGUUGCCAAUGCCCGAAUUAGUGAUAAGGAAGACUUUUGAUCUAAGUGGGACUGAAAAGUUCCAAGGUUUGGGAAGUGCAAUUUUGGCGGGAGACUUUCGUGGUGAUGGAAAAAUGUUAUUAGCAGUGUCAUCUGGAUCCGAGACCCACCAACUAGCCUUUCCACCUCGAUUAAAGUUUUGGCAGGCCGGAGCAUUACGCAUUAUCGAUUUCACCGCUCUGCGCAAUGAUUCAUUGGUAUCUGACUUACGACUUGGGGAGGGAAUGUACGCGUUACUUUACGGAUCAGAAAGCGCAUCACACUUUGGAAGUGCAGUGCAUGCGAACGGAAAGGGAACAAUUUGGGUAUCUGAGCCUUUUGCGCUUUGGGAAUCUGGCAAGAUCUACAAGUAUUCUUUUAAUCAGAAUACUGGUCUCCUCAUUCCUGGUGCUGAAGAAUGCCUAACCACUAGUGAGAAUAGAUCGAAAUUCGGAAGUAAAAUGGUUGAAAUAGACGUAGACGGAGAUGGGGUCGAUGAUUUCAUAAUUGCUGCAGUUCAUUCGAGUAAGAACGUGAGGUAA